Messenger RNA from Prunus armeniaca (apricot), 537 nucleotides. Lineage: Eukaryota; Viridiplantae; Streptophyta; Magnoliopsida; Rosales; Rosaceae. The record is from the annotation of a GenBank genome assembly.
AUGGAAACAGGGAGCAAGCAUGAAGAAUCACAACCUAAAGAAGAAUCACAGCCUGAAGAAUCACAGCAUGAUGAAUCAGAGAAUGAUGAAUCAGAGAAUUUUGAAUCAGAGACUGAUGAAUCAGAGGAUGAAGAAAUUGGUGAAUGUAAGUAUUGUUUAAAGGUGGGUGACCACCAUACAGAACUAUGCUCUUACAUUGAUGAGGUCCCAGAGAACGCAAUUGUUGGUGAGAGUUGUGUGGUUACAUGUCUUGUAUGUGGCUGCUUCUUUAGAGACUCGCGUUGUGCUAAUUGUGGCAUAACCCUAGGACAUGCACUCUUCAAGGAUUGUUUAAUAUGUGGGAAGCGAGGUGAACACAUGGAAUUUGAGUGCCCGGAACUCGAGCCGAAUCCUGAUUUUUCUUUCGACCCUUAUGGUCGUUCUUUAUGGUCGAUAAUCGCCCUUAAUUGUACUCUAGAGUUAAAGCAAGGGAGAAAGAGACUUGCUAAACAACUAGGCAUGAAUGACCACGGUUUGAAUUCAAUGAUGAAUUGGUAA